This is a messenger RNA of Helobdella robusta, 1263 nucleotides long. RefSeq lists its product as hypothetical. The transcript has 4 exons. Bases 1 to 1263 code for a protein of 420 amino acids. The record is from RefSeq and is a predicted model, not a curated record. NCBI's taxonomy places the organism in Eukaryota, Metazoa, Annelida, Clitellata, Rhynchobdellida, Glossiphoniidae.
AUGCGACAAACGACAUCAAUGAUAGCUUUCUCGAUACUUUUGGCGCUAAAAAUAGCCCCAAUGACGUCAUUGUUGUGCCAGAAAUGUAACAGCGAUGACGACAUCCUCUGCAGAGAUGCGAAAAUAGUUGCGAACUCCAGCAGUGAUGAGGUGUGUCGGGUGGAUGUUGAUGGCGGCUCGUGUGUUUAUAAAACUUAUCUGGACGAGCGACCGGCUACUUCCCCCACCAUCAUCACCACCACCAUCACGGCCGCCACCAUUAACAUCAACAAAAAAAUAAUCCGCACCUGCUCCAACCGACUACGUCCCAACGAGACUGACGUCACACGUAACGUGACCGGCCUGCUGACGUGUCGCUGCUCUAGCGGCGAUUUUUGUGACGCCGGAAGUGAGAUGAUGGAAAUGAUGGCCGGCCAGGACUUCCGGGGCAUCGUGGGUGAGUUUAAAUCCGCCUGCAAUGAAUUAGCACUAUCUGUUGAUGACCAGUUUUAUAAUAAUAAUAAUAAUAACGAUAGUGAAGAGGAUGGAGAGGAAAUACACUGCAACCUAAUUGUAUCCACGGAAGAUAAAAUAUUUAUCGAACCCGAUCUGGAGAGAUGGCAGAGUGUGAAGAAGUUCAUUUUACGUUCCGACAAUGCGCCUGAGAACAAAGAGGCCAACGAGGGUAAAGUUGGUGAAUGCCUGAUCCUGAAAAUGGACCAAACGCUUCUAGAGAAUGAGAGUCAACGACUUGGAAAUCUGGAAAAAACCUCUAAACCUGGAAAAGAAUCACUAAAAUCAGCUGAGGAAAAAAAGGUCAACUUGACGCUGAAAGGAGAUAUGCCUUUGCUAAAUAGGGAUGUACCUAAGAAAAAUUUAAACAAUGCUAUAGACAGGGAUGUGCUUGAAAGAAAAUUAGACUACGCCAUGACCCAGCUGUUUAUCUACAAAAUGAAACUUGCUAAACUGGAAGGCGAGAGGAGACGCCAGCAUGAACAGCACCUGAAUGACGCUACAAAGACUAUGAGGGAUUUCAGACGGUGCCAGUAUUUGAAUAAAAAAUUUGAGAUCAUUAAUAAUAGAUUGCUGAAGUGCAUUAGGGCUAAAACUUCUACUGCUGCUGCUACUAGUAAUACUAUUACUACUGCUGCUGCUGCUGCUGUUUCUUCUACUACUACUACUACUACUACUACAAAACCUAAAACGAAAGAUUAUUAUAACAAUUUGCUUUUGCCAGGAAUGCAUUUUGAAAAUCAUUAUCUCAACUAUGAAAAUGAUCAAUGA